Magallana angulata is the source of this 2415-nucleotide messenger RNA. Its product is annotated as E3 SUMO-protein ligase ZBED1-like. Bases 906 to 1913 code for a protein of 335 amino acids. NCBI's taxonomy places the organism in Eukaryota, Metazoa, Mollusca, Bivalvia, Ostreida, Ostreidae. The transcript has a single exon. The record is from RefSeq and is a predicted model, not a curated record.
CGAAUGGUCGAAUAUUCGCGAAUGAAUAGUAAAUUUCUAAUAUUCGAAAAGAUAUUUAGUAUUCGAAUAUUCGGUCACAUGUUUAAUACCCGUAUGCAUUGCUGUAAACGAUGCAGCAUCGUGUUAUUUCGUCACGAUGGAAAAGAGAAGCUGGGUGUGGGAGCAUUUCACGUUGAACGAAACCAACGACAAAGCCAUUUGUAAAUUAUGUCCUGUCUGCACACCUAGCCUUAUUUAUAAAGGCACGACAUCAAACCUUAUUAAUCACCUUAAAGGCAAGCACCCGUCGGCCUCAUGGUUUGUAAAAUUUAUCAUUUCUCCGAACUGCCAUACUUGUUUACAUUGGAAGUAAAAGCAGAGUUUAAAUCGCUCGGGUAGAAAAAAUCUGGAUUUUUCGAUUCAUAUUUAUUAGAACAAUUUAUACGAUGAAUGAAUUAUAGCAUGAUAUACUGAAAAAUAUGUUUGAGCUAGUGUGAAUAACGCAGUGAUAAUUCUAUUUUUACUUGAGUUUAUUAACAAGAGUUGUCGACAAAAAAUGCCAUUCGUUGUUUCAACCUGGCGAUUUUAGCUAGUAAAACAUUUUGGCGUUUUUAGCUAUUAAAUUUUUUUAAUAAAAUUGUUAAAAUAAAUCGUUUGUAGGUAUUGUAUGUAUGCUCAAUUAAUUUGAUUCCAUAUUUUCUUUUAGUGAUAAUGACCGCGGUAAAAAGAGGCCAUUAAGAUCUCAAUCAACGCUGCAAUUUAGCAAGAAAAAACCGAAGUCGCGAGAAAGUUGGUAAUUAACUACUAAGUAUCUGGUCGAGAUAUGUGCUAGAGAUCUACGCCCCCUUAGCAUUGUAAACGGAGUAGGGUUUAGAAAUGUUGUCCACUCACUUGACCCAACAUACGUAGUGCCUUCACACACCACCAUGAAAAAUUACACUAAUUAUUACUACGGCUCAUUAAAGCAAACAGUAGCGACUGAAUUACAGUCACAAUCAUCAUUAGCUUUCACCACUGACACGUGGACAUCUUGUGCAACAGAGGGGUACCUAACCCUGACAGCUCAUUUUAUUGAUAGCAUGUGGCAACUUCGUUACUAUGUCUUGGCUACGAUAGAGGUAAAAAAUCAUCACACCGGGGAAAACCUUGCGAAUGAAAUCAAAUGUAUUGUAGAGGACUUUGGGAUCUCCAAUACACCAGUGUCAGGCAUCACAACUGAUAAUGCCGCCAAUAUGGUAACUAUGACAACACACCUCGACUGGCCACAUAUUCGUUGCUUUGCGCAUACUCUGCAGCUAAGUGUGAAAGCUGGACUUAAAAUCAAGGAAAUUUCUAGUGCAGCAGCAGCGGCCAGAAAACUUGUCGGCCAUUUUAAAAGAAGUUCCCUGGCCUCUAAUGAGCUCAAAUCUCGCCAGAGGCAGUUAGAUUUACCACAACACACACUACUUCAAGAUGUCCCAACCAGGUGGAAUGCUACAUAUAUAAUGUUCGAAAGGCUCAUAGAGCAGCGCCUUGCUAUUUUUGCAGUCCUGCACAACAACACCAUUACAAGUCCUUCCGAUGCGAGAAUCCUAGAAUUACCUGAUCAGGUCUGGAAAGUCAUUGAGGACUUAGUGCCAGUCUUAAAACCACUUCAGGUUGCUACAACUACAAUAAGUGGAACCAGUUUCCCAACUCUCAGCAUGGUUUACCCUAUUGUUAUUGGUCUUCUUAAAAAUCAUUUGAAUGUGCAGGGAGAAGACAGCACUGUUCUCGUUAAGUUUAAGGAAGCAGUUACCAAAGAUCUGUCGUCUCGGUUUCCCAAGAGCGAUCAUGAUUUAGCGACACACCAUGCCGUUCUUACGUGCGCACUUGACCCACGUUACAAGUCCCUGAAAUUCAUGACAGAUGAGCAGAGGAAUCUCGUCAAAUCAAACAUAGAAUCAAAGGCCUGAAGGGCCACAAUGGCGUCAAGUUAAAGUUAAUUUGAAGAGUAAAAACCUAAAUAAUUUUUUAAACAAGUGAAAAGCUGUCAAUGAGACAGCUAACUGGGUUUUCUUUUUAUAUGUGAACUGUAUCCAUAAUCCAUGUCAACCCAUAUCCAGUGAAAUAAAGUACCUCAUAUGCAAUAUUUUGCUAAAAAAAGACUAAGUUCAAAAGCUGGUAUUUUUUUCAUAAAUAAUCAGAAAUAAAAAUCCUAAAAGUAUUCACACCUCUGAUACAUGUACAAUUAAUCUGCAAAAGAAAAACUUUUUAUCUAUAAAACUGUAGGAAUAGUUAUCUGUACAAUGAGGUAACCCUAUAUGCAAUAUUUUGCUAAAAAUUGACUAACUUCAAAAGCUGGUAUUUUUUUCACAAAUUAUCAGUAAUCAAAAUCCUAGCAAUAUGCACACCUCUGAUAUAUGUAUAAUUGAUCUGCAAAAGAACAACUUCUUAUCUUGAAAACUGUAAGAGGAG